Messenger RNA from Solanum tuberosum (potato), 375 nucleotides. RefSeq lists its product as uncharacterized. The transcript is spliced from 2 exons. The record is from RefSeq and is a predicted model, not a curated record. NCBI's taxonomy places the organism in Eukaryota, Viridiplantae, Streptophyta, Magnoliopsida, Solanales, Solanaceae. The coding region runs from base 1 to 375 and encodes 124 amino acids.
AUGGAGGCGCAAAAUGUUGGUCAAGAUGGAGGCGCUAAUGAGCAAAAUGCUGAUCAACAUGGAGGCGGUAAUGAGCAAACUUCUGAUGAACAUGGAGGCAGUAAUGAGCAAAAUGUUGGUCAAGAUGGAGGCGCUAAUGAGCAAAAUGCUGAUCAACAUGGAGGCGGUAAUGAGCAAACUUCUGAUGAACAUGGAGGCAGUAAUGAGCAAAAUGUUGGUCAAGAUGGAGGCGCUAAUGAGCAAAAUGCUGAUCAACAUGGAGGCGGUAAUGAGCAAACUUCUGAUGAACAUGGAGGCAGUAAUGAGCAAAAUGUUGGUCAAGAUGGAGGCGGUAAUGAGCAAACUGCUGAUGAUCAUGGAGGCAGUAAUGAGUAA